Molecule: messenger RNA, 11118 nt
Organism: Besnoitia besnoiti
Lineage: Eukaryota; Apicomplexa; Conoidasida; Eucoccidiorida; Sarcocystidae
Exons: 5
Coding region: 1-11118 (3705 amino acids)
Biological process (GO): regulation of DNA-templated transcription
Molecular function (GO): DNA-binding transcription factor activity
Source: RefSeq, a predicted model, not a curated record
AUGGACGUUCCCAAUGCUCGCCUGUGUGCAAUGUCGGACGAAGGCAGCAGUGCACGAGCAAGGGCGACUCCGCCGCUUGCCAGCGGGCAACAAGGAUUGAGCGGAAAGAAGGGAGACUCUCUCUUCUCGACUCUUCCACACAGCGAAGCAGCCGCCAUGGCUCUUCGGGAGAGGGACCUGAAAGGCAGAGCGGAGCGCCCAAACGGAGAAAAGGAAGGCGCGGAGGCAGGCCAAGCGCAGAGUCACUUUUUGCAUCAUCCCGGUUCCGCAGCUUGCGUGCGUGCAGAGUCGCGUCUCCAGUCAUCUGGACGUGGCGCUGGCGAGGGUGCGGGCGAGCUUGCUGAGGGCGGACUCCAGACCUCGGUCUCCGUCUCGGUGCUCGGUUCUUCCGGCGAUCUGCGGAGAGCAGAAAUCGGAAGCGAAUUGCCUGCGCCGGAUGCAGAAUCCGUCAAUGGGGAGAAGAGGGAAGCGCGGACGGGAAAGGUCGCUGCCUCGGGCGGGACCGUGGACAGGCCAUGCGCCUCGUCUCUUCGCGUACUUGUUCAAAAGGGUCUUCUCGAAGCGAGCCUCACUGUGCGACAGGGAGUUCACAGCGCCGCAUGGGAGCCGAGCAGCCAAGAGCAAGAGAGAGAAGGGAAAGAGAAGGAAAAAAUAGAGGGGAACUGGGCUGACGGACCCGCUGCAAACGACAGGGUCAAGGUGCAUCGCGACCGAGGCUGCGUGGAAGCAGACGAUAGAGAUGACGAUCGAAGGACGGGAGAGGAUGGUCUAGCGACGUCGCCUUCCUUCCCACCCUCGAAAACGUGCGAUAGCGUGUGUACGCGAGGGCGGAAAGCAGGCUCAGUGAUGCUCUGCUUCUCGGAUGAUGGCGGGGAGCCCCUCCCCGCCGAAGAGGGUUUCGCCUGCGCAUCCGCUUCCUCUCCUUCGUCGUCGCUAGCGUCCUCGUCGCCAUCUUGCAGUCUCGUCUCUCUGUGUUCAUCCGGGUCCUCUCCCAUGCCGACAUCGGAGAGUUCCUCGUCGCCCUCGUUCACCUGCUUGCCGUCUCCCUUUCCUGCGUCCUCUCCCUCUGCUGCGGCCGAUCGGUCGGCGUCGCCGGCAGGCGCCGCCAUUCCGCUUUCGUUCUCUCCUUCUUCGUCUUCGCUUGCCGCUGCUGCAGCGUCCUCCAGAGUAUCGACCGCGUCUCCUCACUCGUGCGCUGGCCUCGACGCGGGAGACAACACGCUGGCCUCCGCACAAAAUGCGGUAGAAGAGCCGGUGGCGCGCCGCACGCGGAGAGCGAGGGCUUCAAGCCUCUCCGCGUCGCCCUCGUCGUCGUCUUCGCCGUCUAGCGCGUCGCAGCUCUCCGUUGCGCCGUCGGCGUCGGACUCUUGUUCCACGUCUCCGUCCUUUGCUGCGGCGCUCUGCGGCCCGACAAAGCGAGGGAUGCGCGACAGGCGCAGCAGCCGUCUCCCUCUGGGCUCUGACGAGGGGGAGGGCGGUGAGGCCGGAGAAGAGAACGAAAGGGCCUUCAGAGCCCAAGCGGCCGGUGUGAGCGCGUUUGACGAGCCGUCGGAGCCUCCAUCGCAGUGGGAUCAGAUCAUUCAAUGCAGACGCCGUGAGGCUCUGGAGAGAGAGAGCGGCCGAAAGGCCUUCGGCGAGUUUCCUCUCGCCUCACGCCUGCUGCGCCAGCCCCCGGGGUCCUCCACACUUCCGCUAGUCGCCCUGUGGUCGCUCUGCGAUGCGCUGGCGAGAAAGGAAACAAGCGACGGGGGGGACGUGGACUGCGUGGUGUCGUGGAAGGAGGAGAACAUGACGAGAGGGGGUGACGAAGAUAUGCGAGCUGCCUCGGUCUUUUUGGCGAAAUCGAACCCUAGGGCAGGAGAAGGCGGCUGGGCGGCGGAGGGGAGAGCUUCAACAGGCGACCCUCGAGCUGCGUCGCCCUCAAGCGACGUGAGAGGCGCUUUGUGCGGGCGGGGGCCUCGCAGGCCUGAGGGGCAAGAUGCAUGCAGAGAGGCCGAAGGUGAAGCACGCGGAACGGCUUCGGCAAGAGAUGCAAACCCGAGUCCCGACGUCAACGGAUCCGAGGGAAGAGGGGACAGCGGCGCCGACCUCGCUCCUAAAGACGCUAUCCAGCUCCACGUGGAGCCAAGAGAAAGCGGGCAAGGUGUGGGAGAGAGGCGGAGUGAGCAGACAGACGCAGGAGCGCGGGAUGUGGAGGAGGAGCGUGAGCGGCACAGCGUCCAAGAGGCGGGGGGCUCCAGCUCUUCGAUUAAUAUUGUACUCCCUGCUGAUGAGCCAUGCCCUGAAUCUAUAGUUGAUCACGACAUUGGCGCACACGCGCCUGCAGACCCCAGAGAUCUCCUGAGUCUCCCGUGCCCUUUCAUCGGAAGCGAAGAAUGUCUCCCUUCGUCCCCGGCUCUAACGCAGAUCCGCGCAGACGGUCCCGGGUCUCCUUCCUGUUCUUCUGCACGUCCGCUCGCUUCGCCACCUGCUUCGUCCCUCCGCACAGCUUCAUCUGCGUCUCCUGACUCGGCUGCGUCCGCUUCUUCGCUUUCUCUGGAAGAUGCCCUGAAGAUGGGGGUGUUCCUCGCGGGCUCUUGGCCUGCGUCUGCGAGGCCGAGAGCGGACGAAAACGGCGGAGGUUGGCCUCUUGGACCGUUCCGCUCGGGUGAGACCUCUGCGCAUGUCCUCAGCGGCGACGACACACGCAGCGGAAGGCGAGAGGACUCCCCAGCGACGGCGUCGCCUUCAGAAGCUCUGCGGCACAGUCAAAUCUCGCUCCAGCUCGCUUUGAUCCGCACUCUCCUAUCUCGUGAGUUCGCUCGGCGGCCCAGACUGUCUUCCUGGCUCCACGAAGGCUCCAGUUCUUCGCGUGCGACGGAGGCUGGGUCGUCGCUUGGAGUUUCUGCCGGCGCCGGCGAUUCAUCAGCGCCGGCGCUCGAGGCCAGGCGUGUACGCCUUCUGCGGGCAGCUGACUGCUGCGCUCGGGAUGAGCGCCAUCGCCGCGGAGGCGUGCAGAUCGGGGAGACGGAAUUACCUGACCCCAAAAGGCGCCGGACGACAGCAAGUGACAACAAAGCAGCAACCGACGCAGACAAGGAUAGUAAGGGCGAAGAGCGGGAAUGCACAGCCGGACCACCCCAGGCGAAAGAGGCCGGUGACGCGGGACAGGCGAGCGACGGCGGCGAGGAGGAGGACAGGCUUGCGCAGCAGAAGGACACGCGCUGCAGAGGAGCGGGAGAGGAUCCACAUACAGCCUCCAAACAUGGCUGCACUCCUCCACUGGAGGAAAGCGAUGUAGAGCUGCGGGCGUCGUCGUGCUGCGAGACGCACGCGAACACACACCUUCGAGAGAGACUGGAGCGACUGAGAGCGGGGCAGGCGGAAGCAGAUCGCGCCGUGGCCUUGGCAAGCAUCAAGUUCCUCCGGGAGAGGAUCGACGAGGCCCUCUAUCGCAUGGAGCUCGCCUCGUCGUUAAACGCUGCUGUGAGGAAGAGCGAACUGAAACGAAGACCAGGUACCGGCUCGAAAGACGGUGGCGACGCCUCCGAGGCUGCUAAUGAAGGCGCCGCCAGGGCAGAGGGAGAGGACGAAGGAAGGGCGGCUCAGGAUAGAGGAGAGAGCGAGCCAGGGGCACCACAAGGAAGUCACCUCCGCCCACGGACACAAGAGGAGGGCGUCAACACUCCAGCCCCUGCGAACUCCCCAGUCAAAGAGGAAAUACGCGAAAGCGGAGGACCUGGAGAGAGGAGCGAGCAGUUCACGCAAGGCGGCCGGAGCCCAGCCGAGAAGCGAGCCGGCAGCGAACAGUUAGACAUGCCGGAUGCUGAGGGAAAAGGACACUCGACGGAGAGAGGACCCGGAGACGAGGCAGACCUGAAAGAACAAGAGGAAAACGGGAGCAGGGAGGUCUGCAGGUCGACAGCAGCACGUGGGACUGGCAGUCUGCCGAUAGCGGAGGCGAUGGGCGCGUCAAGCGACAGCCGAGAAGCCCAGAAAAGUGCUCGCGCCGAGGAGGGCUCGCCGCUACCUCCCUGUGCGUCUUCGCCUUCGUCUCAGCCGACUCUGCUUCUGUCGCGUUCGCCGUCGCCGUUGGAGCAUCGCGCAUCCUGCGCGUCGUCGCCUGUGGAGAGGGGCGGAGGACGCGAAGGCCGUGAGGACUCGAGCGAGACGAGCCAGCAGCCGCCUCCCUGUGACGCGCUGGCGGAGGGACAGAGGCGCGCCUGCGUCGCGCGGGAGGCCGCGAAAUUGCAUGACCUCCUAACGCAUGGAAUGCACUCGCGACUCAUGCGUCUGUCGAUGCUGCGCGAGGCGCUGAGUGAUGUGUCGCUCCUCAUGGAGGACCUGCGGGCCGAAUUUCCGCGUGUCUACCGCCAGAGCUUGCGGCGCUUCUUAGCGAAGGACAGAGGUAGAGUGACAUUCACGCGUCAGCCGCCCACGCUGGAAGACGCCGCACGGAACUUCGGCGACAUGUGCCGCGACGCCGAUGCGCGCCAUCUUCCUGAGAGUGCAGGCAAACGAGAGACGACGAGGGGCGACCUGACGAAACCCGAAGACGAGCAGCAGCCUCUAGGGGACCUGAAUGCCGCUGAGGGCAGACCCGCGCGGGGGCGGCGCCGGACCCCCCAGCGGCCUUCCUCCCCCGCGGCGUCUGACUUGCCGUCGCGCCUCCGAUCGGCUUCCUCCACUUCGUCUUCGUGUUCAACGGCCGCGUCCGUGUCCUGCGGCGCCCCCUUGCCUUCUGCCUCGUCUUCUGCGGCUUCAUCUCUUCCCUCGUCUCCAGCUUCUUUGCCGGGCUCUGGGGCGGCGUUGGCAUCCUCCGUCAAGUCUGGGGGUCCCUUCUUGCCCUCCGCGGUUGUGCGACCCGCCGUCGCCGAGCGCGUGAGGCGCUGCACUGACUUCACGCCUGGGAAAGCCCUCUCUGACUGGCUGAGCCGCCACCCGUCUCCUCGCCUUCCCUCUUCCACUUCUUCUGGUGAUUCGUCGUCUGGUCUGGCGUCUGCGGCGGCCGCAGAGCCUCUCUCUGCCGUCGACGCUGCGUCGGCUGCCUCCUCAGUGUCUCGCGCUGGGGAUGCUUCUCCUGCCCCUGUCUCUAACUCUGCUUCACCUGUGUCUCCUUCACCGUUUGCUUGUUCGACUUUUUCUUCGUCUUCUUCUUCGCUCGCCUCUCCUUCUCUUCGUCUCCCGCGCCCGUCGCUGCUGAGCUGGGAAGACUGGCUGGACGACCCGCUGAACGGUCCGCGCGCGAAGACGGAUGCGCCGCGCGUCGAGAGCAUGAUGCGGGCCUACCACGCGUCUCUCUUGGAGGAAACGCGCGAAGCCGCGUUCCACGUGCUAGCGACAGACGCGCCGCACGUGACGCUGUCUCCUCCCGGCCGAGCCUCAGACCCUGCUUCCCGCCGCCUGCGCACGAACGCCUCCUCGACGCUCGCGGCGACCUGCUCUUCGUCUGCAGCGUCCUCAGGGCCGCCUGGACAGGUGACCGCGUCCCGAGGCGGCGCUCCGUUUGGCGCUCCCUCGCUUCCGCCCCCCACGCGUCUCGCCUCUUCACCCUCCGGCGCCGCCAGCCGGUGGCAGCUGCCCGGCGUGCCGCCGCGCGCGCAUGCGCCAAGGAGCGACCGGUGGGUCGACACGCUUCAGACGGCCGCGGAGGAGGCGGUGCGUCGUCGCUGGGAGAAGUCGCCCGCGCCGCUGCCCUACUUCUUCGAUCCCUUCUGUCCGCCGUCGCUUCUGCCGGCGCUCAGACGCUACGACCCACCGGCGUACGCGGCCUCGUCGCUGCUCUUCACGUCGCCCUCGCUUCCCCUGUCAGGCGAGGCGUCCGCGUCGCCGUCCGCCUCUGGGGCGGUGGCGUCUCGGGCGCCGUCGCUCGCGGCGUCGGCGCCGGGCGCGCGGGAGACUGGCGACGCCUCUGCGCUGCGCGCGCACUUAUCGCGGUUUGUGCCGCGCUGGUGCCUCCAAGGCAGCGCGACGGAGGGCUCCGGGGCUGCCGAGCGGCGACUGGCGGGCUCCACGCGCGUGUCGUCCCCCCUGCAGCGACGAGAAGAGGCCAGGAACAGGAUGCGGGGCGAGAGCGCCGCGUCGCCGUCGGGCGCCGCGGCCUCCGCAGAGGCGCCGAGGAAAGCUGAUGACAUCCCUGUGGACUUGUAUGAGGGGCGCGAGAGAGUCCGCGGCGUCGCCUUCUGCCGCUCAACGAAAUACUGGAUAUGCAGCACCAUGGAAAACGGAAAACAAAAGUGCAAAUAUUUCAGCGCAAAGCAGUUCGGCUUCGAGGGUGCUCGGCGCCAAGCGAUUCUGCAGCGCCAAGCGUGGAAGAAGGAUGUGCGGCCGGGGCUGCUGGAGAUUUUGGAGGCGGAAGAGGCCGCCGCCGCGCACUCGGCUUCCUCCGCUGCGUUGUCGCCUUCGUCGUCCUCGCCCGCAUCGGCAGCCUCAGGCGCGUCUGCGUCCGCCUCUGCCUCGGCGUCGUGUUCCUCCCCCGGUUCCGCCUCGCGCCCGUUAACCUGCGAGGCGCACGCGAGCGGCGCGGGGAUGAAAUCUGAGGCGCGCAGCGCGACUGCGAGGGAUUCGAGAGCGCGCCGAGACGACGAGAAGACGUCUGCCGCAGACGGAAGCAGCGAAGGCGCCGCGGGGCGUCAACGCGAAGGCGAUGCGGAGGCGGGAGCAGCCGACGCGGCAGCGAAGAAGGCACGCCGCGACGACGAGGCUCCGCCGCAGACGCUUGCGGGCGGCGUGGGCGAGGAGGAAGAGCCGGCGCGGAAGCGGAGGCGAGAGGCCGAAGAGGCAGAGCGACCGGUGCGCGGAGUGCGCGUCUCGCCCAGAAACCAGAACAAGACCAACGAGCUGCCGCUGCGCUUGCCUCAGGCGCCGCGUCGCGAAGAAGACGCCGCAGUGGAGGCGGGAGCUCAAGAGCGAAGCCUACACACAGCUAGCCCAGUGAAGCUAGACAUCGUGGACGCUGCGUCACGCUCUCCCGUUUCGCUCUCCUCGGUGCCUCCUUCGGGGGCCUCCGUGGCUUCUCUCGCGUCAGACCCCUCCGCGUCUGCCGCCUGUAAGCCCGACAGACUUCUCCCGGUGAAAAACGAACGUGAGCCAGAUGCGUCGCUCGUGGAAGCUUCGCAAGUCGACAACUCGUAUCCGGGCGCUGCUGUCUUUGCCGUCUCUGGCUCGUCUUCUAGCCCUUUCCCGGCGCCUGAAGGCCGGGAGGCUUUGACGCUUGCCUCGCCGUCGCCGCUACCUCAGGCCGAGCCCGCGGCGAGCAGGCGGCUCAGGCGACGAAGUCCGUCCAGAGCUGAGGAAGAGCCGCCGAAGGAGACAGGAGAACCGUUCACCGAAGGGCUAGACGAGGCGGAUGAGGAUACCGAGCCAGACAAGGAGACAGGGAGGGGAGGCAGAAGAAAGCGACGACAAAGAGAAGAGAGUAGAGCCGCGAACCUCCUCAGGGCGAGCAGGCACGGUGGAAACGAAGACGCGAAAGAGUCACUGGAGUCGGCGAAGCACGAAGAGGGGCUUGGGGAGCAGGGGGAACGCGGCAGCGAGAGAACAAGAAAGGAAAAAAUCAAGCUGCGAAGCAACAGUUGUCCUCAGCGAACGGGGCUUCUUCGUGACCCAAACGAGCUGGACGAAACCACAAAAAUUCCCCCAGGAUUCGAUCUGCACAGCGACUCCGAUUUCUUCACAGAAAAUGAAGAAGACCAAGACGAGGAGCGGCGCCUGCUACAGGGUGCCUCGUCGGGCUCGUCGUCGUCCUCGACGUGCCCUACGCCGACGCUGUCGCGCUCGCUGUCGUCUCCGCUCCUGGCGUCGCCAACUCUCACGUCCUCUUCGCCUUCCUUUUCGCCGCCUUCUUCCUUCCCGCCGUCCUCGUCUGCGUCGUCUUCCUGUCUCUCUGUGUCGCCUCCAGCGUCGUGCUCGUCGCCCGCGCUUUCGUCGCCAUCUGUCGUUUCGUGUCCGUCGACCUCGGCGUCUAGGGGCGCAGCGCUCACAUUCCCACUCGAGGAGGGCGCACAGCCGUCGCCGCAGCAAGAAGAGGAGCUGGAAGACCGAGACUGCGACUCCGGAGGUCUGAAGGCUUCCGGGGCGUCAGGCGCAGACGCCGGUGCGGCGGCGGCGGCGGCGCUCUCUCAGCGGCGCGUGCGCCCAGGUGCCGCGCCCGCAUCGCUGGUCUGUGGAGAUGCCCACGGGAGCGGCCGCGCCGAGCCGACUGAGGGGAAGACGGAGGACGCUGACCGCGAGGACGACGCAGACAGGAAGGAGAAAGGGAAGUCUCUCUCCACGGCGGAAGCCCUAGUCCAGCUGAGCAGGAAAGUGACGUUCAACGUGAAAAUUCCUGGCAUCGGAUUCCACAAAGGAGUUGAGAGCUGGGUGUGCAUGUGGAAGGACGUCGAAGGAAGGUCGAUAAGUCGCUACUUCCGUUGUUCGCGCUUCGGGUUCCGGCGCAGCUACAAAAUGAGCGUCUGCACCCUGCUGCGACACGCUCCGCCUCUGGCGGCGUGGAAGGCGAUUGUGGCGCUGGAGGAGAUCAAGCGGAGGCGGCGCGAGAGUCGGCUAGCCCUCGAGAAGCCGGGCAAGGCGGCUUCGCGGAGCUUCAAGCGAACGCUGCUGCGAGCGGGCCUCGGGCUGACCGAGCGCGAUGUGCCCCCGGCCUUUCGCGAGCUGCAGAGGAAGCUCCGGGAGACGAGCUUGAGUGCCGAGGAGAGGAAGUCUGGCGACGCCCAGGGAGGCGAGGACGGCGCGCCAGAGGCCCGCGAGAAGCCCGAAGAAAGUCCCCCGCCCAGCCAGAACGCAGAGCAGCCAAGCGACCGCGCGGACGACGGCGCGCGAAGCGCCGCGGCAACAGCCGGAGGCGAGCAGCACCGCGGACGGCGGCAGGGACGGAGAGACGCGCGGGAGGAGGCAGAGGAGGACGCGGUGAAAACUCUCCCCGAGGUGGGGGGGAAGAAAGCGAGCAGGGACGAAGGGGACCGCACGAAGGAGGAUCCCAGCGCGGCAGGCGGUCUCUUGGGCGAGAGCGAGGAGGGGAAGUUCCAUGGGCACGCAGAGCCCGACGCCGCGGCUGCGAAGGAGAUGCAGGCAGCUGAUGCAGCAGAUGCGCGCGGAAGAAACGAAGAGAUCGCCGACGUACCGAGCGCCAAGCGAGGGAAGGGGGGUUCGCGGGCCGAAAGCAACAACCGCCAAAGGCAUGCUCCUGAAGCGACCAGCCCACAGGACGAGAAGGGCAAGGAAGCGUCUCGCCAGACGGACUCGAGGAGAGCGGCGGCAGCGGUGCAAGGUGCCGGUGGGGUUGAAGCGCCCCAGGCUUCUCCGUCGUGCGAUGAGACACUCCCUACACAACCGGCAGGAGCGAAGGCGGACUCGGAGCCGCGACCAGCACGGUUUCCACACGUUGAAAACGAGGGCCUAAAUGCUCACGCAGCGCGGGCGCUUGAUAGGGCGACUGCGCGGACGGAGUCGCCGCCGGCGGGCACGCCGGAGGCGGACACAGGUAAAGACCCGGGCGACGGUGGUGCGUUGGAAACAGAGGGGAGAACAAACGCCAAGGACCCCUCCUGCGAAGCGCGGACCAGAGGGCAGGGACAGGAGAAAGCAGGCGCUCACGUGGGAGCGCCUGCGGGGGAAAAGGCUGAAGGACAAGGCGCCGGGCGAGGAGCGAGAGAGUCAGGGGCGGUCGUUGAAGAUGAAGAGAAGGACUGUGCAUCGGAGGGUCGCGGGGGGGGCGAGGAGAGAGAGAAACGUUCAAGACGAGGCGCACGAGCCCGCGCCGGAGGAAACGACGAGCUUGCGAGUUGCGCGGCCGACGGACGAGGCGAAACGCAGAUGAAGGCAGAAGCCGAAGCAGCUGCGGCAUCCGGCGCGAGUGGCGUUGAAGGCCCGCUGGAGGCCGGAAGAGAGAGACAGGGCCGGCGAUCCGCCAAGCGCGACGGACUGGCGAGGAGUGAGCAGCAGCCGCCACGGGACACGGAAGAAGAGAGACUGCGGAAACGAAGAAAAGACGCUUGCUGGCUAGGGCUGCUGCAGAAGGACGAGGAGGCCGAGUUUCAGAGAGCGCUGAGGCGCGAACGCCGACGGCGCGAAGGCUCUAGCGGAACGAAGAAAGAGCCGGGCAGGCAGCGCGAACCUGCGGACAAUCAGGCGCCGACAGAAGGUGAAGAAAAACUGCGCGAGACGCAGUGCGGCCGUCGGGUAGAGGGGCAGGACGAGACAAUGCGCGAGCGACGCGACGCGAGAACUCCUCUGGAAAGAGGGAGGUCGCCUAGGGAGAGCUUGUGUGUGCCACGAGAGGACUUUGGCCAGUCUCCGUCUUCAUCCUCUUCGCCGUCUUCGCCUUCCUCCCCGUUUUCUUCUUGCUCGUCCUUUUCCUCGGUGAUUUCCUCGCCGUCCUCUUCUUCGAAGGACUCUUCUUCCUCGGCGUCUUCUCCGUUCUCCGACAGGUCAGCCAGGGCCCGCUCCCCGCCGCCUCGCUCAGCUCUGCGUGUCUCUGCGUCCGCCUCGGGCUCUCCGCCGCCAGCUGCGGGAGGAAGAAGCAGGCGGUUUCUCUGCGUCGCCGCCGCGUCAUCUUCGGCCGUGUCUGCCGCUUCUUCCUCGCCAGACGCAUCAUCGGCGCCCGACGCAUCCGCGGCCACGUGCCUGUCUACCGGCCGCCCAGCGGCCUUGCCGUCUUCUGCAUGUGUGCCUGCUCCUGCUCACGCGGCGCGCGGGGGUGCCUCGCGGCGCAGCGCGCCCGAUCCCGACGCGGGCACUUCGGUCGGCGCGUCUCCUUCUGAAGUCCUCGACGGCGCGAAUGCAGCCUCAGAAGUACGUCUUUCCAAUCGGACGCCGUCCGCGUUUUCCCUUCCCGCGGAGACUGCCUCGCCGUCGCCCGCCUCCUCGCAGAUCUAUCCGCGAACCGCGGGGGCGCCGAGAGGGGCUUCCGACGGAGACACGGUCGCGAGGGAGGAGAUUUGCGCGAGAGCCGAGGGCGCGAAGGCGCGGAGUCCGGCUGAAGAGCCGAAGCCACGAGAGGGAACGGAGACGCGAGAGAGGGAAGAUGCGGGCCGCGGAAACGACGUGGAAAAACCAGAAGAGGGACGCGACAAGACAGACAACGAAGAGAGACAAAGCGGACGCAGAUCCACGCGCACGCGACGACAGAGGCAGCCAUAG